AGCCGCCCCAGACCAGUGGCACACUAUUAGGACCUUGCUGUGUGACCAGUCUUCUUUGACGCCAUUCUGGUUCAGUGUAACACUGCAUUGUCAAUAGAGGAGAAAUAUUCACAUAAAUAGGUUUUCCUGAUAGCUUAGUUCACCAGUAUGCCACAGAUUAAGAGACCAGCGGACGGCAUACCUGCUAGGUGUACGUGGUUUGACCGCAAGAAAUACGUCACAGUCAAUUUCAAUAUUCAGCACCCGCGGGAACUUCAGUGUGAAAUUACAGAAGACAAAGUAGUUUUAUGUUGCAAAGAUGCUGAUGACAACGUCAUCUACAAUGAAUUUUAUUUUUAUGACAAGAUCAUGAAAAAUGACUCCAGAGAGAGGCCGUACGACCGCACCGUCAACCUGCUGCUGAGGAAGUGGACGCCGGACGUGGCAUGGCCACGCCUCACCAAGGACCUUAACAGGCCCAGCUGGAUGGCAGUCGAUUUUGAUAACUGGAGAGACUGGGAGAAUGAAGAGGAAGAUGGCAGGGAAGAAUUUGAGCACUACGCAGAUAUGAUGCAUGAUCUCUCUAAAAAAGGGGCAGCACCCACCAUGGAUGAUCUUGAUUUUGAUGAUGACUGAAUCUGCUGCAUCUGCUCCAUAUUCAUCAUUACCACAAAUAUCAUUGGCUAUCUCUUAAAACCCACUGAAGCAGCUUUAACACUCAAUAACAAAAGAGUACAUCUAUGGCAAACUGGCCUUGACAUUUUUUAAUAUAGUCUUUUAAAUGAGCUGAAUGAAGGCUCCUCUUUGACAUUUGCAUGGCGUAUCAUUUUGUAUCUAUUCUCCUCCUGCAGGGAUUGGCUGACUAAGGAUGUAUGAUGAUUAUGAUGUUACUAACUUGUGAAUUAAGAUUUUUUUUUCUUUUUAAUUAAAAAAAUGUUGUAUGCUAUUUAUGGAAUGUUGUAAAUAAAUGUUACUUUAUUCUCUGUCAAA
This is a messenger RNA of Clupea harengus (Atlantic herring), 969 nucleotides long. It is a transcript of the gene ptges3l, whose product is annotated as prostaglandin E synthase 3 like. The record is from RefSeq and is a predicted model, not a curated record. NCBI's taxonomy places the organism in Eukaryota, Metazoa, Chordata, Actinopteri, Clupeiformes, Clupeidae. Gene Ontology annotation, biological process: chaperone-mediated protein complex assembly; protein folding. Gene Ontology annotation, cellular component: cytosol; nucleus. Gene Ontology annotation, molecular function: Hsp90 protein binding; protein-folding chaperone binding.